UUUAACUAACUUCUGCGUGAUGAACACAAUGCAUUCGUUUCACAUGACUCUUUAGAAAUCUCAUCACAUAUUCAUGAACUUGCCAAUUAAUCAGCCCCUUGAACCCUUGCCAUUGAUUAACCUCAUGAUGAUAAUAAAUUCCUUUCCUUUUAUUAACCAAUGAAAACUUCAAGUCACUGCAUUUGAUUCCGUUUCCCAGUGGUCUAAACAAAAAGGAAGGUUAACAUAACACAAGAACAAUGAGGCUUACCAUAGUUUCUCUCCUCUUGUUUUCCUGCCUCCAUCUACCUCUUGGCAGCAGCAGCAGCCUUGACAGCCAUUCUUCUGAAGUCAAAGAAACAGCUCCGUCCCACGCGAUAGGACUGUUGAAUUUGAGUACUGGUUCAGUAGAGCUCCAUCCUUAUGAUUGGAGUUACAUGCGAGUUGAGCUGCCAUCUUCAUACUCGUUGGCUUCCAUAUCAGUGCAAUCGAGCAUAUAUGAUGAGGCUAAUGGAACUAGCAGCAGAAAGAGGGAAAGGCUCCCCCUGAUGUGUUUGAGAAAUGGAGGCCCUCCUAUUCCUGAUGUCUCUAGGUUUGCUGUGAACGGUCUUGUGCUGACUCGGCCAUCUGAAGGAAGAACUUAUGUUCAGGAUCAUGAUGAUCAAUGUUACCCCCUCAGGCAAAACAUGUCAUUCAUUUUAACAUAUGAUAAGGUUCCACCAGGGACUUACUAUCUUGGAUUCUUCAAUGGCCUUGGACUUUCAAGAAACCAAGCCAAAUCGACCAAAAAAGGUCUAGGAUUCAGUUUCAGUGCCAAUGUUACAGCACACGGCUGCAAACAGGCUUCAGGUUACCGAGGAGAAAGCUGCAACUUGAGAGUGGAUCAUCUUUCUGCUGCUGCUGCUGGAGCUUCCUGCCAUAACUCAACAGAACUGAAGUUCUACUCUUUGAAUGUUGUUCAAGUUGCACAACAGCUGAAGUUAGGAUUGAAGUCCCCAAAUAAUAGCACUGGUAGAAAUCACCAAAUAAUCUGUUAUGCUCGACUGAAUGCACUUCCGGGCAAUGAUAAUGGGUCCCAUGAUUACUCUGUGGAGAUCAGCAAAGAGCCUCUGGUGAUCUUGUUGCCAAAGAUUGGAACUUGGUACUUCAAGCUCCAGCCUUUGAGACCAUACCAAGAAGAAGAAUCACAGUCGGUUUGCUAUUCAAUGGAUUGGCAAGUGGAAGUAUGCAGCAAUGGAAUGGCAGGGCCAAACUGUUCCUCGAGAACUCAAGUUCUGAAGGGAGUUCAUUUUGGUCUUAGAACUAUGCCCUAUGUUUACUUGCCUGACGUUACAAAAAGCAAGACUAUAAAGCUUCAUCCUGCAAAUUCCACUUCAACAGCAACCAAAAGUUCAGAUUCUGCCUGGACCUAUUACUUCUUCAACACUUCAAAGGGUACAUCGGGGAAGAACAUGUACAUUCGAGUCGAGCCAAGGUCGAGAAUCGAAUUUGACCUGUAUGUCAGAUACUCAGGCUUGCCAUCAGUUGAUCUGUGGGACUACUGCUACAGAAACCAUAAGGCCGAGGGCAAGAACAACAGCAUAAUGUUUAAGGUGUAUGAAGCAGCAAAUGAAGGCAGAAUCAGUUUCUACCUUUUGUAUCCCAAAGAAGGGGAUUGGAUUGUUGGUUUGAGGCACAAACAUGUGGGGAGCAACAACUAUUCUGAUUAUGAUCAAACUUCUGAAGUGUUUGUUUCAAUCGAAAGCUGCCCGAAUCAAUGCUCGGGGUAUGGGACCUGCUUGGACAAAAUGGAUGCAAGUGGACAGGAUUUUACCUACAGCUAUUGCUCUUGUGAUGUUGAUCGUGGAGGGUUAGAUUGCAGUGAAGACAUUCUACAGCGGCGAGUGUGGCUGCUGCAUGACUUGUGUCUUAUAUUCUCAAACCUGGCAGCCUUGCUUCCUGGAUUCUGGACUCUCAGGCAACAUGCAUAUUCAGAGGCAGCAAUCUUCCUGGCAAGUGGAGCAUCAAGUGGGAUAUACCACUCCUGUGAUGUUGGCCUCUGGUGUUUUCUCAAAUUCAAUGUCCUUCAAUUCCUAGACUUCUGGCUCUCAUUCAUGGCCAUCAUCUCCACAUUCUUGUACAUUCCGACCAUAGCCGACCCAGUCAGAGGAUCCAUUCGAGUCAUAGCAGCAAUUAUCACAGCCACACUGACUGUAAUCGGACCGACAAGGUCUGUCAACGUAGCUGCUACGUUUGCUCUAGGAGCACUCUGCCUUUUACUUGGAUGGCUGAUCCAGUACUUCACAGAUCACCACAGAGGAAGAAGACAAUUGCAGGAAUGGCCAAUCCAAUAUGAAAAUGGAGACUGCUCCAAGUUACUGGAUUUGGCAUAGCUUGUGGCAUCUUUGUAUAUAUGUCAGUGCUUUUUUCUUCCUUUGCUGCAAAUUGCAGACAACUUCUGAGAGUGAAAGUGUCCCCAGGGGGAACUGCAGCAGUUGUACAUGUAGUUCUAAUGCUCAAGUGUAGAGAUGAUAAAUUAGUGGAUUAAGAUUUCUUUACUUGUAGUUGUAAGUUUAUUUCUUUCCUCUAUAUUGUGAGACAUUGAUGUGGUUACAACAAAAAUAAUGCUCCAAACCAAUUAGGUUGAAAGUAGAGGUGAAAAUGGGUUGUUGAAUGAGUAAAAAUAGUGCCCCGAG
Molecule: messenger RNA, 2654 nt
Organism: Linum trigynum
Lineage: Eukaryota; Viridiplantae; Streptophyta; Magnoliopsida; Malpighiales; Linaceae
Source: the annotation of a GenBank genome assembly